This is a messenger RNA of Alexandromys fortis (reed vole), 3696 nucleotides long. It is a transcript of the gene Hykk, whose product is annotated as hydroxylysine kinase. The transcript is spliced from 5 exons. The record is from RefSeq and is a predicted model, not a curated record. Bases 108 to 1241 code for a protein of 377 amino acids. Gene Ontology annotation, molecular function: amino acid kinase activity. NCBI's taxonomy places the organism in Eukaryota, Metazoa, Chordata, Mammalia, Rodentia, Cricetidae.
CUUGCGGCCGCGGGUCAUUCCUCCACGUCCCGCACUGUGGCUUCGGGCUUGCUGAACGAGGAGAGCGGGAGAGCGGGUCUGCCUUGGGACGUCCGGUCGCGGCGGACAUGAUGUCAAGUGAAGACGGUCAGCAGUCCCACGCUUUAACCAAGCCCACUUUUACUGAGGCACAAGCCUCUGCUCUGGUAGAAUCAGUAUUUGGGUUCAAGGUUUCUAAGAUCCGGCCCCUCCCUAGCUAUGACGACCAAAACUUUCAUGUUCACGUUUCAAGAACCACAGACACUACCGAUGACCCCGCUGAAUAUGUCCUCAAAAUAAGCAACACGGAGUCUAGUCAAACUCCAGACCUGAUUGAAAUGCAGAACCACGUCAUCAUGUUUCUGAGCGCGGCUGGAUUUCCAACGGGCUCCGUGUGCCGAACUAAAGGAGGCAACACGACCUCGCUCAUGUCCGUCGAUAGUGGUUCUGAAAUCAAAAGCUACUUGGUGAGAAUGCUCACUUACCUCCCAGGAAGACCCAUAGCCCAGGUUGCCGUCAGCCACCAGCAAUUAUAUGAAAUAGGAAGGCUAGCUGCCCAGCUGGAUAAGACAUUGGAGGAAUUUCAUCAUCCGAAGUUAAAUCUUCUUCAUCGGGAGAACUUCAUCUGGAAUCUGAAAAACAUCCCUCUUCUCGAGAAAUACAUGGGUGCUCUAAGCCAGAAUCGAAACCGGGAGAUUGUUGAACAGGUCAUUCAGUUGUUCAAGGAAAAAGUAAUGACCAAAUUAAGUCAUUUUCGAGAAUGUAUCAAUCAUGGUGAUCUUAACGACCAUAACAUCUUAGUAGACUCCAGCGAGCCAUCCUCUGGAGAUGCUGUGUAUCAAGUCUCUGGGAUUUUAGACUUUGGGGACAUGAGCUAUGGCUACUAUGUGUUUGAAGUGGCAAUCACCAUUAUGUACAUGAUGAUUGAAAGCACAAACCCCAUACAAGUCGGAGGCCACAUCCUUGCAGGGUUUGAAAGCGUGAUCCCUCUGACGGCUGUGGAGAGGAGCGCACUGUUUCUCCUUGUCUGCAGUCGCUUCACUCAGUCUCUUGUCCUGGCCGAGUACUCCUGCCAGCUGUACCCGGAGAACAGAGAGUACCUCAUGGUUACAGCAAAAACGGGCUGGAAGCAUUUACAGCAGAUGUUCGCCAUAGGCCAGAAGGCCGUAGAAGAAAUCUGGUUCAAAACUGCCAAGUCCUAUGAAUCCGGGAUCUCCAUGUGACCGGAGACAAGUUUGUAUUUCCUUGGCUAUCAAAACUCAGUUAGGCCCAGAUCAAAUUCAUGAAGGAUUAAAAAUGAAAUGGUAAAACAAAUCUAUGCCGAAUAUGAAGAGGCGAAGGAAGAUCUAGUUUUUACAGCAAUCUUAGGACUACCUUCUACUCUUAAGAAAGUACUACAUUUAGAUAGAACUCUUUCCUAGUGUGCAAGGCCCUGGGCUUAACUUCAGCACUAGAAGAGAAAAACACACAAGUAAGCAUGUCUUUCUGUGGGCUUUGUUUGUCUUUUCUUUCAAUCAUGCGUGAUUAUAUAUAAUUUGUAAUCAGUCUCUCAAAGUCUAUUCCAGGCCUUAAAUCAAUAACUUUUUUUUUUUUUUUUUGGUUUUUCGAGACAGGGUUUCUCUGUAGCUUUGGUGCCUGUCCCGGAACUGGCUCUUGUAGACCAGGCUGGCCUCGAACUCCCAGAGAUCCGCCUGCCUCUGCCUCCUGAGUGCUGGGAUUAAAGGCAUAUGCCACUACUACCCGGCAAAUCAAUAACUUUUAAACUGUGGAAGGAAUACAUAUGUAAACUAUAUUUAUAUAUUUUAAAUAAUCCACAUAAACACCUAGUCUACACAACACUAACUGUAUGUACUCUGACCUCACUUCCCUAGCAUCCCAUGGGAUUCUGUCUUUUCCGUAGCAUUUCACUGUCUUAUCUGCUCAUCUAGCCUGUCAAUAUGACCAUGGCAGAGCCAUGAGACACUUAUGUCUGGGUGUCUCUCCUUGCACCUGUGAUAGUGCCUUUCCCACAGAAGAGUCUUUGGACACAUUCACAAGAUGAAUGCAUGCCAGAGGAAAUAUGCUAUGGUGCCAUAGGGGAAAACACGGGUGGGAGUCAUGGGAAAAACACUUUAGAACAUUGAGAGAGUAGCUGCAGCUGGAACCAGAGGUAGACAUUAGAUAACAGUGGAACUGCGUGGAAGCAAAUGGAGACAUCCCGGCAAGGCCAUUAACCCUGAAGGCAGCAAGGAUCCUCAGCAGAUGGGUGCUCCUACACUGCUCAGGCUGGUCUUCAGCCCCUUGCUUCCCACAGUCCUGUUCAGCCUCCCAGUGUAGGCCCCUAGCCCUACACCAGAUGUUCUUCAUUCUCUAUAACUGAUUGCCUUUUAUAGGAAUCUGUAGAGUUAGUGAAAUGAAAUGGUUUCUUUCCAUGACUCUCUAAUGUAAGUGGCUAUCUACUUAUUCUUGUAGGGUGGGCUUCUUUUCUGUGUUUAGACCGGAUUCCACUGUGUUAUCCAUGCUGGACUCAAGUGAUAAUCCUGCUUCAUGCAACCAAGCAAGUAGCUGGGACUGUAGGCAUGUCCACCACACUUGGUCCAUUUUUUUUUUUUUUUUGGUUCAACCAUGCUUUCUACAGAUGGCUCAGGUCAGAACCCUGGCCAUUCACAUACCUCAUCAGUGCUUAUCUGUCUGUGUGAGUAGGCUACGAUACUGUAAUUGCUUGUCUGUCUGUCUGCCUACCGACCUGUCUAAAUUUCCCAAGCUAGGCAUUUCUCUGAGUUUACUUGGAAUUCAUUUGUAACUUCUCUAUAUUGUGAUUUCCUUUCUGUAAAACUGAGGUAAUGGUUGUACCUAUCCCAGAGAGUUAGGGUUAGGGUUUUGUAAAAUCAAGGUAAUGGUUGUACCUAUCCCAGAGAGUUCAGGUUUUGUAAGAGAAUAUGACAAGCUCUUAGCAUAGACUCCGCACAUAGCUGAGGCACAAUAAAUAGUUACUAAAUAAUGGAUCAGAUUCCAGGUUACCCAAGCUCAAAAUCCUGGUGUGACAUGCUUUUCUCACUGCCAUAUCCAGUGAGACAAAUCAGAAUCUUAGGUCAACAAUCUGGAGCAGCCCUCUUUCCUGCUUCAUUAGUUGUUCAGUAUAUAUAUUAUCACCCGAUGUUUAUUGAACAUUAUUUAAUCCAGAACAGAAUCAUACAGAUAGUCUGAAAAUAGAGCCUUUAACAGCUGAAUUAAUAGACUCAAAAGAGAGCCCAGGCUUAGAUCUUAAAUUAGGUCUUUGGGUUUUGACCCUUGCUCCUAAUUACUACAGAAUCCCAUAUUUCUUUUGCCUCUCCUCUCCUGUUCACACACACACACACACACACACAGAGAGAGAGAGAGAGAGACAGAGAGAGAGAGACAGAGACAGAGAGAGAGACAGAGAGAGAGACGGAGAGAACGAGAACAAAUGAGAUCACUCACAUGUGAAACACUUGGGAUUCUCACAUUUAAGAUUUUUGUUUUACUUGGCUAAUCAGGAAACUAGGGACCAGAAAAAUGGACUGAAACUUCGGCUUACUCCAGACCAGCGUUCAUCCUGUUAUACAGUGGAACCUGCAGUUUCUCUCUGGAUUGUUCUUGCUAACGAGGAUUCCCUUCACUAAAUUCCUAAUGCAAAUAUUGCUGAUUUCUGUUAUAAUAAAUACCUGCUGCACUGUA